AUGUCAGGGUCGAACUCUAUCAGCGUAGCUGUAAUAUGUUCUAGUAAUAUGAAUAGAAGCAUGGAAGCACAUGCUUUCUUGAGUAAAAAGGGCUUCAAUGUAAAAUCCUUUGGAACUGGAGAUAAGGUUAAGCUUCCUGGAAAUGCCCCUGAUCGUCCUAAUGUAUAUGACUUUGGAACUUCGUAUGAAGAAAUCUACAAUGAUCUUUUUUCGAAAGACAAGCAAUACUAUACUCAAAAUGGUUUAUUGCACAUGUUAGACAGAAACCGUAGAAUAAAACCUAAGCCAGAACGGUUUCAAUUAUCCAAGGACAAAUUUGAUAUUUUAAUCACUUGUGAAGAACGUGUGUAUGAUCAAGUAAUUGAAUGCAUGGAAUAUAAAACUCAAAGGGAUAAUCAGCCUGUGCAUUUGAUUAAUAUUGACAUUCAGGAUAAUCAUGAAGAAGCCACGGUUGGAUCGUUCCUCAUUUGUGAAUUAGUCACUGUGCUGGCCAAUAGCAAGGAUUUAGACAAUGAUAUAGAUGAAUUACUUCACGAAUUUGAAUCAAAGUUUGCAAGAACUAUCUUGCACACAGUGCUUUUCUAUUGAAGACUGUAAUGUAUCAAGAACCUGGUGUUCAUCAACGACUUAACUUAUAAAGCAGACUAAAUUAUAUACCAUAAAUAUACCACCACAUUCUCUGAGUCAGAUUAUGUGGAACGAAUUCCGCUAACAACAAAAAGGAAUUCGGUCCGUGCUUCCUGUUUAAUGAAUUACUGCUUUCUACGGGAUAUGUUUCAGAGAUCUGCCGUUACGUUCACACUACAUAUGUAAUUCAUGGCAAGA
Molecule: messenger RNA, 825 nt
Organism: Habropoda laboriosa
Lineage: Eukaryota; Metazoa; Arthropoda; Insecta; Hymenoptera; Apidae
Gene: Ssu72
Product: RNA polymerase II subunit A C-terminal domain phosphatase SSU72
Exons: 4
Coding region: 1-588 (195 amino acids)
Biological process (GO): termination of RNA polymerase II transcription
Cellular component (GO): nucleus; mRNA cleavage and polyadenylation specificity factor complex
Molecular function (GO): RNA polymerase II CTD heptapeptide repeat phosphatase activity
Source: RefSeq, a predicted model, not a curated record